Molecule: messenger RNA, 1374 nt
Organism: Mesorhabditis spiculigera
Lineage: Eukaryota; Metazoa; Nematoda; Chromadorea; Rhabditida; Rhabditidae
Source: the annotation of a GenBank genome assembly
AUGUCCUGCGAGUUGAAGCACGCGCUCCACUGCGUGUGCCUCACUGGCUGGGUGCUGGGCUUCGCGUUUUUCUGCGGCGCCUUCACCCCCGACCCUACACCCAUCCAGCCGAUCGAACAAUACGGGUACAUCUGGACAGCGGUCCUCUAUCUAUUACGGCUGACGUCACUCCUCGUCCUCCCCCAAUGCAUAUUCAACCUGCUCGGUCUCCUUGUGUUCAAUGCUUUUCGCGAAAAGAUCCACCUGAAAGCCGCGCCCCUAUUGUCCCCAUUCGUUUGCUUCAGAGUAGUCACCCGUGGAGACUAUCCCCUUAUGGUCAAGGAUAAUAUUGAAACCAAUAUGAAAAAAUGCUACGAUGCUGGUAUGGAAAACUUCAUUUUUGAGGUUGUCACUGACAAACCCAUCAACCUCCCCAGCAUGCCCCGAGUACGCGAAGUUGUUGUCCCAAGCACCUACAAGACAAAGAGCGGCGCCAAGUACAAGGCGCGGGCGCUGCAGUACUGUCUGGAAGAGGAUGUGAAUAUAUUGCAAGAGAAUGACUGGAUCGUCCACUUGGAUGAGGAGACGUUGUUGACGCAGAAUGCGAUUUGCGGUAUCCUGAACUUCUGCGAAGACGGGCGACAUCAAUUCGGCCAGGGAGUUAUCACGUACGCCAACGGCGACGUCGUCAAUUGGUUCACCACCCUUGCCGAUUCUUUCCGCGUCGCUGACGACAUGGGCAAGCUGCGCUUCCAGUUCAAGGCCUUCCACAAACCGCUGUUUGGCUGGAAAGGAUCAUACGUCGUCACGCAGGUUGCCGCCGAGAGGAAAGUGUCCUACGAUCAUGGCAUGGAGGGGUCAAUUGCGGAGGAUUGUUUCUUCUCGAUGGUCGCAAUGCAGCAUGGAUAUUCGUUUGAUUUCAUCGAUGGCGAAAUGCACGAAAAAUCCCCAUUCACCAUGUUCGAUUUCCUGCAGCAGCGCAAAAGAUGGCUACAAGGAAUCCUAUUGACGGUCCACUCGAAGGUGAUUCCGAUGAAGCACAAGAUUCUCCUUGCCAUGUCCCUGUAUGCCUGGGCGGCCAUGCCGAUCACCAGUCUACAAAUCUUCAUCUGCCCGCUCUUCCCACUGCCAAAAUUCUUGCCGAUCGACUUUGCGUUGACGUUCGUCGGGGCCGUCAACCUCUACAUGUAUAUAUUUGGGGUCGUCAAGUCUUGUGCGCAUAAGUAUAGACGUUCCCUCCUGCGGCUAGCCGUGUAUCUCAUCGGCGCCCUCGUCACCAUCCCGUUCAACAUCGUCAUCGAAAACACGGCCGUCGUGCUCGGCAUGUUCGGCGAAAAGAACAAAUUCUUCGUUGUCGACAAAUCGAUGAAGGAACUCCGAUCACUACAAAACGUC